Molecule: messenger RNA, 330 nt
Organism: Helobdella robusta
Lineage: Eukaryota; Metazoa; Annelida; Clitellata; Rhynchobdellida; Glossiphoniidae
Exons: 2
Coding region: 1-330 (109 amino acids)
Source: RefSeq, a predicted model, not a curated record
AUGUGGUUAGUUGCGAAAAACAGUUCCCUGCUGUCACCUGAUCUGACGCUGAUCGUUUUACAUAUUGCCUUAAGAAAUUUAAGGGUAUUGGGGUCCGUCGGGCCGAGAACCUCGAUACAUAUUGGCAAGAAUUCAAUUGAGGGGAGGGCGUUCCCAUAUUUUUUCAUUUUCUCGUCCGCUGCCCUGGCCGCGGCCAAACCGCAUUCUUUACUUGUCAGGUUUACAUAUCGUUCGGCAAGGGUGCCAGGGACCGUAACAUCCCACGCCAAACAUCUGCCGGCUCUCCAAGGUGCAUCCUUAGGAUUGAAUGCUAUAUUCAAUGGGGCUUAA